GCGGAGUUGUUCGUAGAGUUGCAGAGCAACGACAAGUUAAGAACAGAGGAAGAGUUUGAGCAGCAAGUUGUUUCUGUUUGAGCAUUGAAGCGAGUGAUGGACCUACUAUCCGAGUAUGAGAUGAUGAAGAACGCAGAUAAGCAUGAAACUCCAGAAGGAUCAGAGAGGAUUUUAGAUCCACGACCUAUAAGUGAGAUCCCAGUGCUGCGCUCAAAUCCAAAAAAGAGAGUAAAAAAGACUUCCAAAGUUCCACAGAAGCAGAAGAAGAUGAAACCAAAAGCAAUUCCAAAAAAGGAAAAGGCUAAUAUGGACUUAAUAAAACAAAUUGAAGCUGAGAUAAAGAUGAGUGAUGAAGAAACAAGGGUUGCAGAAGUAAGGAAGGAUAGCACUAAGAAGACUGAGCAUGUUGGAGAACAAUCUGAGAAACAAGGGAGGGAUACUGAGCACCAAGGGAAAGAAACUGAGCACCAAGAGAGGGAAACUGAGGAGCAUGUGAAUGUUGAAGAAACAAGCAAAGGUGGCAGUAAGAUGACUGAGAAUGUUGUAGAAGAAUCUGAGCACCGAGGGAGUGAACCUGAGCAUCAAGGUAUUGAAACUGAGCAACAUGAUAAUGUUGAAGAAACAAGGAAUACUAGCAGUAAGACAACUGAGGAGGUUGGAGAAGAAUCUGAGCAACAGGGAAGGGAAAAUGAGCAACAAGGUAGGGAAAUUGAACAAAAUCAGAUUGUUAUAGAAGUACAACAAGGAGCUGCACAGAGAAAUAAUGAGAAGAAAAGAAAGAGAAAUAAUGCAGGCUCAAUUAAGAAAAGUACAGAACAAGGAAAUUCAAGCAAAGAGAAAGAGAGCGAGGAAGUUAGUCCAAAAAGAAGAACUACAAGAUCAACAACUUCAGAAGCAACUGAAAAGAAAAAUGAUGAAGUUCAGAAAAAGAAGAAAGAAGUUCAUGCAAAGAAGAAAAUAACAAGGGAAGCAGAUUCAAUAAAAGAGAAGAAGCAGAAGAUAAAGAAGAAGAAAGCAGAAGAAGAGGAAGAAUUUGAGGAGGACGAAGAGGAGAUAGAGAAGGAAGAGAAUGCAAAAUACCCAAAGCUGUGGACAAGAAUGUCUCCGAGUAGUAUAACAGAAAUAAUGAAAAAUCUAAG
Molecule: messenger RNA, 1139 nt
Organism: Cuscuta epithymum
Lineage: Eukaryota; Viridiplantae; Streptophyta; Magnoliopsida; Solanales; Convolvulaceae
Source: the annotation of a GenBank genome assembly